This is a messenger RNA of Phaedon cochleariae (mustard beetle), 1323 nucleotides long. The record is from the annotation of a GenBank genome assembly. Lineage: Eukaryota; Metazoa; Arthropoda; Insecta; Coleoptera; Chrysomelidae.
AUACAGUUCUGAUUAUAGGUAUGAAACUAACAUUUGUUAGGGAACAAAAAUGAUUUUACUUGUUAUAUUUUUCACCAUUUCAACAUCAGUAUUUGGGGACGAAAGUAUAUUAUGCUCCCCCAGUGUUUGUGAUGGAGUGAAGUGCCCAACGCUUCCAGAAAAAUGUAAUAUUCAAAAUGCCACUCACAGUGGAACAUUCCUUCCAUCCCCAGAAGCUUGCAAUUGCUGUCAAUACUGUUUGGAAAAUUUGAAUGAAGGAGAUGAAUGUAGCAUUGGAUAUCCCUCUGCACCCACUCCAACAUCAAUUUGUGGCCCAGGAUUAGCUUGCAAGCUUACAAAUGGGAACUUAUAUGAUGGUAUUUGCUCUAGAAUGAAUACACCUUGCACACAGCUUCAGGAUGAUUAUGAUGAGAGGAGAAAAAACGGUCCGAAUCUGGGUUCAAUGGAAGUUCGUCAAACAUGCACUGAUGAGGGAGAAUUUGCCUCAUAUAAGUGUAUACCAGGUCAAACAUGUUAUUGCGUUGAUAUUGACGGUACAAGAAUCUUCGGGGAAUCAGAUUUCACAUCCCUUCCUGAAAUGCAAAUGCAAUGCAAGUGCUCUAGGGACUACCAGCAAGCCAAACAAUUAUUCGGCAGAGAGCUGAAUCCCAGCGAACAUUUCAGGUGCUCCUCGAAAGGGGACUAUGACACUAUUCAGUGCAUGAGAGAACAGUGUUUGUGCACUGACGCCACUGAUGGGGCUCCAACUUACCCGAACGACCCUAUGGUCAAUAUUCGGAACAUUUCUAACCAGACAUUAGGAUGUUAUAAGGGAGACACGGUAGGCAUUUAUCUCAAGAAAUGUGAGGAGGAAUAUAUUACCAUUCUUAACGAAACAGAAACACAGAAGAUGAAAAACAACUACAAUAUGAUAUUGGGCUACACAUUCCCAAGUUGUGACAUUGAUGGGACAUACAAGGCAGUUCAGGAAAAUUCGACUCACAAAUAUUGUAUGGACAAAGAGGGAAACAUUUUGACAGCUUUGAGCAAAGUAGAUAACAAAACCCUGGCAGAUUCAAUGGACUGUAAAUGUUUGAGGGCUCUAAGUGUUAUGACUACCAAUGAGAAACCAUCUUGUUUGGAAAAUGGAAAUUACACUCCUAUGCAGUGUAGAAGAGGGAGUUGUAGAUGUGUAGACGGAAAUGGAAAUCAAGUAUGCAAAGCAACACCCUGUGAAGUGAAUGAAAUUGAUAAAGACACAUUGAAAUGUUGAGAUAAUCUUUGAGCUAUUGUAAAAUCUUAGUUAUUUCCUAUAAAUAAUAAAUUAUUCCUUAUAUCAUGUUC